UCCGGAAUAUUCACAAGUUAUUUUGUGUAGAAAUGUUAUGUUUCAAUGAUGAGUUUUAAAUUUUGUGCAUCAUAUUUAUUAUUUCUAUUUUUAUUGAAGUUAUCAGAAAGCUUUGGUAGCUUCUCUUUAUCUUGCGAUGAAAAAAUGGCAUCAGUUAUGUGUGAUAAAUUUCUUUCUGAUGGUGUGGAUUGUGCAAAGCUGAUGCCUAAUGACGAACAAAGAAUUUUCUUCGAAUGUGGUGUUGAAAAUGAAUUGGAUGCGUCAGGAGAAUGGAAUACUCUGUUAAAAGAUUUGUGCUCCAAAUCAAAUGUGAUGGAGGUUUCGAAGAAUUUGAUAACAUGCUGGAAUGAUAAAAUGAAUGCUACAGUUGAAGAACUCAAAGAGGAUGUUUACCCUUAUGAUCAUUUUAUGUGCAAAGCGAGUAUCUAUUCAGAAGCAGUCAAGCAACUGAGCUGUCCAUGUCAGAUAGAGAAAGGAUAUACAUGCGGUUUUCCCACAAAAUUUGGUUAGAUGGAAACAAACUAUUCCGACGAUGAUUACUGCGAACAUGUAGGAUUAUUCUGCAUAAAAAUUUUUAUUAUAAUAUAAAUAUGAUUAUGAAGAAUAAAUAUGUAUCAUAUUUUAAUCAAUAAAUUUUAUU
Messenger RNA from Parasteatoda tepidariorum (common house spider), 640 nucleotides. RefSeq lists its product as uncharacterized. The record is from RefSeq and is a predicted model, not a curated record. Lineage: Eukaryota; Metazoa; Arthropoda; Arachnida; Araneae; Theridiidae.